Molecule: messenger RNA, 444 nt
Organism: Asparagus officinalis (garden asparagus)
Lineage: Eukaryota; Viridiplantae; Streptophyta; Magnoliopsida; Asparagales; Asparagaceae
Product: exopolygalacturonase-like
Exons: 3
Coding region: 1-444 (147 amino acids)
Biological process (GO): carbohydrate metabolic process
Molecular function (GO): polygalacturonase activity
Source: RefSeq, a predicted model, not a curated record
AUGGCCUCUUGUUCAAAUAUUUUGGUAGUUUUCUUGGUGCUUUUGUGGGUUUUCAUUGCAAAAGCGGAUACUACAAUUAGUUUGAAGAAAUAUGGUGGGAUCCCAGGUGGCAAAAUUGAUAGCACCAAGGCUUUGCAAAAAGCAUGGGCCGAUGCUUGUGCAGCUGAAGGCAAAUCCCAAAUAAUAAUCCCUCAUGGUGACUACUUAGUCGGCCCGGUACUGUUCAAAGGCCCAUGUAAGGGCCCGGUGACUAUCCAGCUAGAUGGGAAUCUUUUGGCUGACGCUAACCUUGGUCAUUACAAGAGCAAUUGGCUCGAUUUCCAAUAUAUUGAUGGGUUGACCUUCAAAGGUAGAGGGAAGCUUGAUGGUCAAGGAGCGAGCGCAUGGCCUCAUAAUAAUUGUCCCAAGAAUUGGAGUUGCAAGCUACUUCCAAUGAUGUACUAA